Messenger RNA from Xyrauchen texanus (razorback sucker), 2810 nucleotides. RefSeq names its product coiled-coil domain-containing protein 22-like. The record is from RefSeq and is a predicted model, not a curated record. Gene Ontology annotation, molecular function: cullin family protein binding. Gene Ontology annotation, biological process: positive regulation of ubiquitin-dependent protein catabolic process. Bases 304 to 2223 code for a protein of 639 amino acids. NCBI's taxonomy places the organism in Eukaryota, Metazoa, Chordata, Actinopteri, Cypriniformes, Catostomidae. The transcript has 16 exons.
UAUGACUUCCUCUCCAGCAAAAGCUAAAUUUGAAGAGACUAUGCGAAAGAGUCUGCUAGUUUGACGCGUCGUUUUGUUGAAGGAUGUGGUAAAAAGGUAUUUUGCAGUUCAUUUGAAGCAGCGUUGUGAAAUGUAACCAUGGAAACUGACAGGUCGUCCUGGUUAGCAGCCCUGCACAGGCUUUAGUAGUGAGGGCGAUGCUGAGGGUUAGCUGAAGCUUAUGAUACUAAUUUGCUUGUCCACGGUGGAAGGUUAUACUGUUAUUGUCGAAAGUAUAGCAGCUGUAUCUAAUCGCUUUUCGUGAUGGAAGAAGUCGAUAGGAUUUUAAUUCACUCUCUGAGACAAACUGGCACAAACAUUGAUGAGGAUGUGCAGAGUGUAAAGCAGUUCACCAGUGAGCUGAUCGUGGAGGCGGUGGUGAGAUGCCUGCGUGUGAUCGAUCCUGUGUUGGGCAAUGGACUGUCUCAUUCACUACCACCUGGCAUGUCUGCCCGCUUCAGACUGGGCACGAGCCUGGCACAGGCCUGUCAGGAUGUGGGCUUUAAAGGGGAGAUUGGAUACCAGACAUUUCUCUACAGCAAUGAACCAGAGAUUCGCUCUCUGUUCAUAUUUCUGGUUGAGAAGCUGCCCCGAGAGAGUGCAGAGGCCUCUGACCAGCCUGCAGGGAAGUCUGCACUGUUGCAGAAAGUAAUUGCUGCUCAAAUUAAAGCUCAGUUGUCAGUGCCUUGGCUCCCUCCAUCCUGUAGACUCUCCCUUCACCAUAAAACACAGAGUACUGGCCCAUCUCACAUUUUCCAUGCCCAGCCUCUGAGCCUCCCAUACUCCGUAAAGGUAUCUUCCAUGAAACAGCCAAAAGAGGUGCAAGAGUACUGGAGGAAUUAUUUGCUGCCUGUGACUGCUCAGCCUUCCCAGCAUGCCUCCGUGCCAGCGUCCCUGCUGGAGAACCACAUCUCUGAACUUAGUGCCGCACAGGAGUGGGAGAGUGAAUGGAACAGCCAAGGCCUCCUGUCGAGACUUAAACCUGAGGAGUACCGGUCGAGGAAAAAGGCUCGACUGCAGAAGCGGAUCGAGGAGCAGCUGAGAGCGGCGGCUCUGCCGCGACCCGACACGCAUGCAGCCACACGCUUGACCUCUGACCUAGCUGAGCUGCUGAUGUCAUUCAGUGGUGCUUCCACUGGAGGAGAUGUGCUGACUAAAGGCACACGCUUUACCCAUACAGAGAAAUUCACCUUUACACAGGAACCUGAGAAAGCAGCCCAGCAGAUGGCAGCAGCAGCAAGUGCACUUCCCAGCUCUCACCAAUCAGAGGAGGACCUAAAAGCCCUGCAGGAAGCUGAACUUUCUACUCUGCAGCAACAGUUGCAGCAACUGUCAAUCCAAAUGGAAGAAGUUGGUGGAGACAUCAGAGAGAUCACUGUGUCGAUCCAGCAAGUGUCAGAUGAGCUAAAACACAGUGAGGUGAGUAAUGCAGAGAAGGAGAACUCGGUCAAAAUGAAGAGACAGACGAUUGACCUUUUACCUGACGCUGAAAACAAUCUGCUCAAGUUACAGAGUCUGGUAGAGGCCAGCUCUAAGCGAGUUGUUCAUUUGGCCUCUCAGUGGGAGAAGCACAGAGUUCCGUUGAUUGAUGAGCAGCGCAGACUGAAAGAACUGUGCAGCAACAGAGAGUUUGAGUCCUCCAGAAAGCUGUCAGAGAUCAAAGACCUACAUGACAAAAUCAGACAGUCUGCUGAGGAGGCCAAAAAGAAGGAAAGUCUCUACAAGCAGCUGCUAGCAGAGUAUGAAACACUGUCUAAAGAUGUGGGUCGCUCAGCCUACACUAUGAGGAUCUUGGAGAUUGUAGGAAACAUAAAGAAACAGAAGGAGGAAAUCACUAAGAUUUUGUCUGACACAAAGGAGUUGCAGAAAGAGAUCAAUGGCCUGACUGGAAAACUGGACAGAACAUUUGCUGUCACAGAUGAGCUGGUGUUUAAGGAUGCAAAGAAAGAUGAAUCUGUCCGCAAGUCUUACAAGUACUUGGCUGCCUUACAUGAGAAUUGCACUCAGCUGAUUCAGACCAUUGAGGACACAGGAACCAUCAUGAGAGAAAUCCGUGAUCUUGAAGAGCAGAUAGAUACUGAGAAUGGAAAAAGGACAGUUAAUAAUCUAGAGAAGAUCCUGGAAGACUAUAAGGCUAUUCGUCAGGAGAACUCUGUCCUCGCUGCAAAGAUCCGGGAAGGCUGAUUCGUUGCUCCGUCCACAAUUCCUCGUACUGCAGAGUAAAAACCUGGCCUGUUGAAACGAGUGCUGCUGUGAGAGACCUCAGUCUUGCUACCGUCUGCAUCAGCCCUCCAUUAGUUUAUAAAAAAUAAUCCUCAUCACAUCAGUUACUUUAAGCUUUUACUGAGGGUUUGAACACGACUGUUUUUUGCAUCAAAAUGACGCAAAUUUGAAGAAUUGUUAAAAGCUAAUUCUGAUCAUCCUGAUGAGAUUCAUUUUUUAAAACAAAAGCUUUGAGAGGAACUUUUACCAAUGCAUUGUCUUGUUUAGACAACAUCUUUGUAGUACAGUGAUAACCAUAUAAUAUAUAUGAAAGUGUCCAUUAAGAACAACUUCUGAUUGUUUUUAAGUGUGAGAGUUCAUCUGCUCAUGAAAAUGAUAAAAUAUUCAGGUUUGAUUGAGUUUGGAGAAUAUUGGGCUGAUAACAUGCGAUAAGUUUAAUUUUGGGUUGAAACACUCAAAGCAGCUUGCUUGUUUCAUAUUAAAGCAUACAUUUGAUAAUGCAUCUGUUUGUUUAGACCUGAUGGAUCCAUAAAUUUGUUUAAAAUCUC